Triplophysa rosa is the source of this 5857-nucleotide messenger RNA. It is a transcript of the gene myripb, whose product is annotated as myosin VIIA and Rab interacting protein b. Gene Ontology annotation, biological process: intracellular protein transport. The record is from RefSeq and is a predicted model, not a curated record. Gene Ontology annotation, cellular component: cortical actin cytoskeleton. The transcript has 17 exons. Gene Ontology annotation, molecular function: actin binding; myosin binding; small GTPase binding. NCBI's taxonomy places the organism in Eukaryota, Metazoa, Chordata, Actinopteri, Cypriniformes, Nemacheilidae.
AUCAUCCUCUCUGCAUGCAUUGAGCCAACCUGCCUGCACAGCUGGUUUGAUUCAUUUAUCAUACGUGAUCAUGUAUAAUGACAGACUCUAUGUUUAAAGCCCCAUUAUGUUUGGGUGCAUUGUUUUGGUUUACUCAGGGUCACAAGAGCUCUUUGGAUUAUUAGUGCUGUUGUGAGAAAGGAGGAUUUGGGCAUGAGCGCAUGUGGAGUUUAGAGGUGACCUCAAAGCUUCCGCUUGAAACCAAAUACGACGUUCGGUGACCCCCAGCAUCUUGACCUUUGACUCUCGACUCGGAAGCAGCGAUGGGGCGUAAGCUGGAUCUGUCGGGUCUGAGCAAUGAUGAAGCGGAGCACGUGCUCAGAGUCGUUCAGAGAGACAUGAAACUCCGCAAAAAGGAAGAGGAGAGACUCAGUGAAAUGAAGCAGGAGUUGGAGGAGGAGGGCAGUCGCUGUUUGCUCCUGUCUAAGCAGCACAAGUUCAACGAGCACUGCUGCAUCCGCUGCUGCUCUCCCUUCACCUUCCUGCUCAACCCCAAGCGCCCGUGUCUGGACUGCCACUACAACGUCUGCAAGUCCUGCCGCACGUACAAACAGAGCGAGAGGGGCUACGUCUGCGUUGCCUGCGAGAAGAGCAGGCUUCUGAGGACGCAGUCUCUGGAAUGGUACUACAAUAAUGUUAAGAGUCGUUUUAAGAGAUUUGGCAGCGCUAAAGUCCUCAAGACCCUCUACAGGAAACACAUCAUUGAAAGAGGAGCAUUAUCUGAGUUACCAGAGGUGAGCGCUCAUGAAGGCAGUAACGAUAAUGGCAGUAUUUGUGAUGGCAGUGACUCCACGCUCUACAAACACAAUGAAGGGUACAGUAUGGCAGACACGCUCACCGUCGCCCUGCGUGUGGCAGAAGAGGCCAUAGAGGAAGCCGUCGCAAAAGCAGAGAGCUACAGAGACAGUCUGGAGAAGCAGAAUGAAGCUCGAUAUUUGUGUGACCAUAGGGAAGAGCUCGUAGAGGAACUCGCCACUACAAUUGUUCAAAAAAUCAUUCAGAGGGGUAAGAGAUCUGAGAUUCAGGCCGAGUAUGAGUUUGUAUGGCCUCAGAUUCAAAGUAACGAGUUGCCGUCUCCCACCUCAACCCAAAACGCACACGCAACGCAGCAUUCACACACUACCUCCCAACACGGCGCAGUAGCACAGGCCGACACAACAAGCCCCUAUUCCCUGUGGAGGUCAAGAUUAGCAUUCUCUUUAACAAGUGACGAUUCUCCAGAGAAGAGUCCUGAGGUGCUUAUGGCACCGGGCGGCUCUGGGUGUUCAGAGGUAGAAAAAGACAUUCAGAACUAUUCUUCACUCAGGAGGGAGUCAAGAGCAUCAUCACUUCCAGGUUGGAAGAGCGUUGACCGCCUCGACAACUCCAGUGCAUCUUCAGUACUGCAGUCCCCUGAUGGUAACUGGAUCGCCCUGCAGAGCUCCCAGCAUUCCCGGCCCAGUCUGCUGACCAAGCGCAAGAGCCUCGUCUUCAGCGUACUUGAGAAAGAAUCGGGCGUCGUGUCUGCGUACGACGAAAUGGGCUCCGAUUCGGACCCCGAGGACCAAGGGGGCUGGGGGGCCGCCCUGUUACAGUUUCGCCGUUGUCUUUCUGACGAAACCUAUUACACUGACUCUCAACACGACCCUGAAUGGACAUACACCCAACACCCGCCUGUGACUUCCCCCUCCUCGGGUCAGUACACCAACACCGAGACCCUCAACUCGGACUCGGAAAUGUCAACUGGCCCAUCGACUCGAGCCCGCAGACUCGCCCAUGUUACGCCCCAGAAGACAAAAGGACCACCUGAUCCGAACCUGUGCCCUCCUUUUAAACAUCCUCCGUCCACUGCUGCACCCCAUCUUAUGAGACCAGCGGUCCUGGAUGUGAACUUUAACCCCUGUUUGGGAGGGGAUAGUAGUGAUGGGGAGGAGCAAAGCGAGCAGGUCAAAAGGUCGAGGAGGCGACGGAAGAACAAGCGCGAGAAUUCAGAGCAGAGCCGAGCACAUAAUGCGCUGUACAGCGCUGCUACAGCGGAGAACAGCGCUCUGCUCCUCAACGCCAUGAUGAUGCGCCGACAGCUGAGCCAGGAGCCUCCAGCCCCUCUCGGUUACCACACUCCAGACACUGUGACCACCCCGCCUGAACUUUUGACCUCUGAUGACAUGACCCCUGAACCUGACUGUCAAAACACAUUGACACACAACUCCAGCGCUGCCAGCCCGCCCAUGCUCAGCAAACAAGGAUUCGCCAUUCAGGGUCCCUUACUGAGGGCCUCCUCUGUCAAUGAAACCCUGGAACAGGAACUCAGAUCCAAACUCUGUGAACUGGUUGGCCAGGCCAGCGAGACGGAUGUGUUGUCUUCACAAUUUGAACCAAUCAGAGAAGCUGGCGACAGGAGAAUGAACAGUGUGAGGGAGAAAGAAAGUGAGAUGAUGAGACCAAAAGAAAGGCGUGAGAGUAAAAGAGACAAGAGGAUUGAUAGAGAAAUGAAUGAACAGCAGCUGGAGAGACAGGGUGAUGUAGGAAGACAGAUAUAUAUAGAGAGAGAGAUAGAGCGACAGAGAGAAAUAGAAAGACAGUUUGAGAGAGAGCAAGAGAGACAAAGAGUACUGGAGCAACAAUUGGAGAGAGACAGAGAAAGACAACGAGAAAUAGAGAUUCAAAGAGAUCAAGAGAAGCAAGCGAAGGUUGAGAGGCAAAGGAAAAGCACACGCAUGGACAGUGAACCUGACGUCAGAGUAAAGUCCAAGCAGAAGGAGAAACAGGAAGUGAGCAGUGUAACAGAGGAAGUAACAGGUAGAGUAAAGGAACGAUUCUAGCGAACCAGGAGUUUGGAGCGAUACAAGUGCAGUGAGGAGGUCAAAAAAAUGUCACUACAAAGAAGCAAAUCAGAAACAAGGCCAGAGAAAUGAGAACAACAUGAGACAAAGAGAACAGGGUCAAGCGUCACAUCUCCGGAGAGUGCCCCUUGUGGUCUGGAGGAGCAAAUGGCUCCAUCUGAGGAGGGGCUCAGUGAUCGUGCCCUAGAGCAGAAGCUUCUGUUACUCUCCUCUUUCUUACAUCAGUACUCGGCUGCGUCCUUGUGCAGCAUCACCACCGAGGUUCUGAAGGUUUUAAACGCCACAGAGGAAUUGCUUGGAGAGGCAGAAGGCAAAGUUCACGACCCCUCUCCAGCUGGCACGCCAUUAUCUUCUGGCACAGGAAACAAGAAGUUGGACCAGCACCUCACCAAGAUGGAGGAAAAUGUGUAUUUGGCUGCAGGUGCGGUGUACAGCCUAGAGGGGGCGCUGAUCGACUUAGAAGAAUGUGCUCGCGGCAUUAGCAGCUCCACCACAGAAACCGAACUGGCUUUCCUGGAAGACCAGGUGGCCACAGCUGCCGCUCAGGUGCAGCAGUCUGAGCUCCAGAUCUCUGAUAUCGAGGCAAGAAUAGCAUCCCUCAAAUCGGCAGGUUUAAAUGUGUCUACAUGCACACGGUUUUCAAAGUACAAGUCUAAACCUAAGCCCCAGACUCUGGACUCUUCUCGACAUCAGAGGAGAAAACUUCCUGCACCUCCUCUCAGAAGUCUGUCAGCAGAAACGGAAUUUAAACCCGAGCCACAGGUGAGAUCUAUGAGGCCAUGGCAAGAGAAUAUGUGACCUCCACGUUUCUGGCUCCUUAUAACUUCACUGUUUGACUGCUAGGACCAUCAGGCUGUUCCACACUAGUGCCUUGAUCUAACUUUUGGUCCUCCAAUAUGAUCAGCAUUAAUGCGACUAGACAUCCCCGGGCUCAUAACCGGAGCUCUGUGCUCCAGUAACCAGGGCAACCGCAUCUGUUUCUCUCUGCCUUAAAGAAGACCACACACCUCCAUGAACCACCACAGAGGGUUGUCAUUGUAAUUUUAGCAUUCUACACGUGUACCAUAGGUGGACAAUGGUAAAUGUUAGCAUUCUGGGACCUUGACCUUCUUUCUCCUGUUUUCUGAGUGUUGUACGUGUCUGUAUGUCGGAAAUGUGAAUGAAUAAAAAGGCUGUACCAUAUUUGGUAAAAGUUUUAAGUGUAUGAAAUGUCCAUGUGAAAGUAAACGCAAAAUAUCUGCAGGACCCUUUUGAGUUUCAUCUAUAUAUCUUCAAAGGCAGUUACCAUUAACAUAUUUCUGUUUCUUCUCAUAUCUGGCACAAAUGACUCAGGUUUCUUUUUUGUCAUUUAAUGUAGCUAAUGAAAUUGUGUUCAGCAUCUAAAUCAACUAAAACAAUUCUAAGACUUGCAUUUUGCAUGUCAUUUGUUUUAGACAAAGUGUCAAGUAUUAUUGGAAAGUACUUGACCAUCUUGCCAUAUAAUGAGUUGCACAUGCACAUGUGAGUGUGUGUUUGCAAAACCAUAAACCCCCCGUGUAUUCACACACUUGUGUCCAAAUUAACCCUGGAUAUCCGGUGACCUCUUGAGUGGGAAUAUCAAAUGACUGCCUCAUUAUUGGCCAACAUUCCAUCUCAGUAAAACACACUUCAGUAAAUUACCCACAAGUGAUGUGUACUGUACUGUCAUGAUUCCUAAUAUCAUUUCAUUAAUCUGAAAUACCCUGCAGUUACAUCACGUUCUGCAUUGCUUCAGUAUUAAAGUCAAACUACAAAAAUAAGAACGUAUUUACUAAAGUUGAAAAGUAUGUGGAUGUGCUGUAAAAUACUCACACACAAAUUGGUUUGCACAUGAUCAUUUGAUAUACUAUGCCUGAAUACAACCAUUAGCAAAAUAUCACUGUAGCACAGUAUUAAAUAAACCCAGUAUUAUCACUGUGCUGAGAUAAAAACAGCUUUAUGUACGUUAUUAAAUUGCCACAAGAUCAUAUUCAUGUUUGUUAUUAUAUUAGAUAACAUUUUAUUUAAAGUUAUUGUAUAAAGCACGGAUGUCCAUCUAUGUUAUUCAGAAUCAGAAUCAGAAGAGCUUUAUUGCAAGUGUGCUUGCACACACAAGGAAUUUUCUUUGGUGUUGGAAGCUUCUAGUACAGACAUUCAACACAAUGACAAUACACAUAUAAUAAGAUUUACAGUCUAAAAGAUUCUAAAUUGUGCAUAUAUAAAAUAAAGACUAAUUUUAUGGAGAGUUAUCAAGUGACAGGUAACAUUAUAUGACACAUUGCAUCAUUCUUACCGUGUGACAAGACGAUACGUGUCGUCUAUCAAAACACACUGAUUAUUGGGUUUAUUCGAAUAAUAGAUUAACUUCCGACAAAAAAAGAAAUUACAGUCAUUUUCCGUCAUCUUUUGGUCCUCCGUUUAGAACUUUGUUUUAUGUUUUAUGACAUUACAAAUUUUACCUCAUUUGAGGAAUUCCACUGAAAGGAUUUUUCAUCUUUUUUUUCACUUUUUGAAGCCAAUAGAAAGAAAUUUGGUUUGCAUCUUCCUACUUUGUCAUUCUCCUUUCCGUAGUUUUUAAUGUCUCAAAUGGGUCCUGCUCCCUGUUAUUGUCUAUGGCAAUGUUUGUGACUAUAAGCAUGUAUUACAUUUCUAAUAGAUGUAAAAAUGACCUAUGAAAAGCACAGUCAAGAAAUAUAAAAGUGUCCUACAGUGUCAUGUAUUUUUCUACGUAUAUUAAACAUUGAAUGCAUACUGUAUUUGCAUUUUAAUAAAUUGCAAAAAGAGAAGAGACAGACAUCUAAUAUGUUAGUGUAUUUUGGGUUUGUCAUGAUAAAUAGAAUGAAAGGACAUUAGCCUGUCAGAACAGCAUCGUUGUGUAUUCCAAGUUAAAAGCAGGAACAGAAAAUCUUCUGAAAAAGCCAAUGAAUUUUCACGUGCCAAAUUGCUUCUGACAGCAACAGUGUUCAGCCAUACAUAAAUAAAAUUUGCAUUCCUGAAAA